Podarcis lilfordi (Lilford's wall lizard) is the source of this 288-nucleotide messenger RNA. The record is from the annotation of a GenBank genome assembly. NCBI's taxonomy places the organism in Eukaryota, Metazoa, Chordata, Lepidosauria, Squamata, Lacertidae.
AUGAUUGCUAACCUUCACAAUCUGAAUCUUCAAAUGGGAAAUUGUCAAAGUGUAGAGCUGCUCAAUGUGAUACCACUCCCUCUGUUUCAAGUCAUUACUCGCAAGCAUCUGGAAUAUCUGUGGAGACCUUACGGUCCAUAUGUGGUCAAAGCUGUGAAGACUUCUGGAAACCAGAACAACUACAGUGGGCAGGAGACAUCUGAAGUAAAUACGGUCAACUUGCUGGCGAUGUGCACAGAAGCUGAAGAGCCGAAACUGUACUUGGCUAAGAAGAAGAAAAAUACUUAA